AUGGUGAAAGAAACGACCUACUAUGACAUAUUGGGUGUCAAACCCACUUGUACAACCGAUGAAUUGAAGAAGGCAUACAGAAAACUUGCACUUAAGUAUCAUCCAGACAAGAAUCCCAAUGAAGGAGAGCGCUUUAAACAAAUCUCACAAGCUUAUGAAGUACUUUCUAAUCCAGACAAAAGAAGAAUAUAUGACCAAGGUGGUGAACAGGCUUUGAAGGAAGGUGGUGGUGGGGGCAGUGGCUUCUCGUCACCAAUGGACUUGUUUGAUAUGUUCUUUGGCAGCGGAUACAGUGGAGGAAGACGUCGCGGUCGUGAAAGGAAAGGCAAGGAUGUCAUUCAUCAACUAUCAGUCACACUUGAAGAGCUUUAUAAGGGUGCUGUUCGUAAGCUAGCCUUACAGAAAAACGUCAUCUGUGAGAAAUGUGAAGGUCGCGGAGGAAAGAAGGGUGCCGUGUUAGUAUGCCCGACAUGCCGAGGUACAGGAAUGCAGGUUCAAAUCCAACAACUGGGACCUGGAAUGAUUCAACAAAUACAAACAGUCUGCUCUGAGUGCAGAGGUCAACGUGAAAUCAUAGAUCCUAAAGAUCGGUGCAAAGUUUGUCAGGGCCGUAAGACAGUACGAGAUCGUAAGAUCAUUGAAGUGCAUAUAGAUAAAGGUAUGACAGAUGGACAGAAGAUUAUGUUUAGCGGUGAGGGUGACCAGGAACCAGAAUUGGAGCCGGGUGAUCUUAUUAUAGUAUUAGAUGAGAAAGAACAUGAGGUUUUCAAACGUACUGGUAAUGACCUCAUAAUAAGAAUUAAUAUAGAAUUGGUAGAGGCUCUGUGUGGUUUCCAGAAGGUAAUAAGAACUUUAGAUGACAGAGAUAUUGUGAUAACUGUGUUACCUGGAGAAGUGACUAAGCAUGGUGAAGUGAAAUGUGUUUUGAAUGAAGGUAUGCCUAUGUACAAAAAUCCAUUUGAAAAAGGCCAGCUGAUUAUGCAGUUCUUGGUUAAUUUCCCCAAUCGCAUUCCUCCUGAAGUCAUUCCAGCCUUGGAGAACUGCCUGCCACCUAGACCUAUGGUGGAGAUUCCAGAGUUAGCUGAAGAAUGUCAACUCAUGGAUCUAGAUCCCGAACAGGAGUCUCGCCGUAGAAGAGCCCACCAGGGUAAUGCAUACGAAGAGGAUGAUGAUCAUUCAGGAGUCAAUAGAGUUCAAUGUGCUACUGGCUGA
Messenger RNA from Danaus chrysippus (African queen), 1212 nucleotides. The record is from the annotation of a GenBank genome assembly. NCBI's taxonomy places the organism in Eukaryota, Metazoa, Arthropoda, Insecta, Lepidoptera, Nymphalidae.